Chlamydomonas reinhardtii is the source of this 2826-nucleotide messenger RNA. RefSeq lists its product as uncharacterized. Gene Ontology annotation, cellular component: membrane. The record is from RefSeq and is a predicted model, not a curated record. NCBI's taxonomy places the organism in Eukaryota, Viridiplantae, Chlorophyta, Chlorophyceae, Chlamydomonadales, Chlamydomonadaceae. Bases 28 to 2046 code for a protein of 672 amino acids. The transcript is spliced from 7 exons.
GUUAAUGUGUGUGGCUUGACCAAUCGCAUGUUAGCAGAGAACGUGGGCACGGUGUGCUCUGCGGGCUGGGACGACGCCGACGCUGACGUGGCGUGUCGCCAGCUGGGCUACGCGGCCGGCACCGCCAUAGAGCUCAAGUACGACUUCCUCAUCCCAGAGGACGCGGCCGGCAGCCGGUGGCGCAAGAUCUGGAUGACAGACGUGGCCUGCCCACCCCUGGCCGGGCAGCAGCCCCAACAGCCCCAGCCCCAACAGCCCCAGCAGCCCCAACAGCCCCAACAGCCCCAGCGGUUGAUCGACUGCCCGCACCGUGGCGCGCCCGUCACCGACUGCCCGUUCACGGAGAUCGCGGCGGUGCGGUGCUACGCAGUGGCGGCACGCGCGCCCCGCGCGCCGCCGCCGCCGCCGCCCUCCCCGCCCGCGCCUUCCGACUCCUGCCGUACCUGCGUGACCCUGGACCUCUCAAUGGAGCCAGCGGCCGGCAAAACCAUGCCGUACACUGGCCGUGCCAUGUGUACGGCAUUGGCGGAAACCGUUACGGCGGUUGUGAAGGCGUUGGACCGGGAGCGCGCGCCGCUGCCCCCGCCGCCGCCGUCGCUCGCGGCAGCGCCGCCGCCGUUCUCUAACUACUCGCUCUGGGGUUUUGACAGCCCCGGUUUUGAGGAGGAUCUAUCGGAUGGUCUCACGCCCUCGCCAGUUCUGCCCAUCCCGUUCGAGUGCGUCAACAUCACGAGCAAGACGAUGACGGUGUGUGGCGUUGUGGCCGGCAGUAGCUGGGCCGGCACGUGGGGUGCGCCGCCGCCGCCGCCGCCGCCGCCGCCAUCGCCGCCGCCACCAGCCAAGGCGUCCUCUAGCGGUUACAGCUACAGCUAUGGCUACACCCAUGCCGGCAGUGGCCCAGGCACUAGCCCUGGCAGUAUCCCGGGCAGUGUCCCGGGCAGUAGCCCUGCUGGCAGUAUCCCGGGCAGUAGCCCUGCUGGCAGUGGCCGGGGUAGUAGCACUGGCGGUAGCACUACUGGCAGUAGCCCUGGCAGUAGCAGUCGCAGGAGCCUGAGCGUCAGCGCCGGCGGCGCCGGCGGCGGCGGUAGCGGCGGCGGCGCCGACGGCGGCGUGUACGCUCUGUGGGAGGCGCUGGCGGCGCAGGACAACAACACGGCGGCGGACUGGCUGCGGCAGCUGCGCAAUGAGAUCAACCUGUGGCAGCCGUGCCAGGGCUUUGACCUGGACUAUGACUACCAGAUCAUGGGCCUCCGUAUGACGCCCGACCUGCACUUUGAGUUCUGCCCCGUCAGCGGCCUGCCGCCGCUGACCUACCUGGGCAUGCAGGGAGUCAACGACUUGGUGCGCACGGUGUGGCUGUCGCCGCCGCCGGACGCGCCCUGGGCCGCCCGCAGCGGCGACCUCGAGGACGGCGCACCGCCGGAGGCACCCAGGUCGCCUGGAGACCGGACCCCUCGGCCGCCGCCAAUCCCCCCUACCCCGCCGCCCACGCCGCCGCGCCCGCCGCCGCGCCCGCCGGCACCCUGGCCGCGCGCCGCCAACACCACCAACACCACCAACACCAUCACCUAUCGCGGCUGCUACAGCCUGGCCGGGAUCGGCAGUAGCAGCAGCAGUAGCAGUAGCAGCAGCAGCGUGCUGGCGGCACCCGGCGCGAACGUGUCGGCUGUAGCACUACUCAUCAACGUCACCUCUUCAGGUCUGAACCUCACGCUGCAGGCCUGCGCGUCGCGUGCCGCCGCAAUGAGCUACAGCCGCUUUGCGGUUGAGGGCUACAGCUCAACGGUUGGCGGCGCGAUCCGGCUAACCGCCACCUGCUACGGCCUGCGCUGGCCCGUUCCCGCCAACGCCAGCACCACGGGCAAUGGCACGCUUGGCGGCUCCGGGCUGCAGCUCAUCGAGCUCCCGGCGAGCCGGUGUACGGCGGUGCCUUGUGCUACAGCCACUGCUGCUGCUGCUGCUACUUCCGGCGGGCAGCAGCAGCGGCCGGCGUGCGGCACGGGAAAGCCCGGCGGCCUGGUGUUGUACGACGUGGCAGCGCCGUGAGGCACGCAUGCCGACAUUCGGCGUGCCGGUGCCAUGUGUGUGCAUGUAUGUGUAUCUGGUAGGGAAGCAGGUGGAGAGGCGGUCGACAUGUGUGGAAGCACACGGGGAAAGGGUCGACACAGCGCAUGCGAUGGAAGAAUGCGCAAGCAAACUGUGUGUGUGCGUGCGCUGUGCGUGUGUGUGUAUGUGUGUGUGUGUGUGUGUGUGUGCGUGUGUGUGUGUGUGUGUGUUUGUUUGUGUGACUCUCCGGAUUGAGGGCUUGCACGGGCAUGGCUGCAAGCACGUCUCGCCGCGGCGGUCAGUGCGGGGUUGUGUGCGGCACGGCCUGGUCACCCUGUCUCCUCUCUUACUUGCUUGUGCCAUCUACAUUACCCCUGGCUGGGGCCCGAACGCACGCCCCGCAUGCUCUUCAAAUCAAUCCUUCGACGUGGUCCCUAUUCCCCUAACUCGAAUGAAAAAAUGCCUCGUGAGUUGGCACUUUCCCUUGCAAGAGCGUCCAACGACGCUUCGUCUGGGGGAUUGAGAUUGGCAUCCGUGCGCGCCGGUGCUCGAGGGUGAAUCUUGCACGUGCGCACACGAUUGACUAGCUAGGGAGUAAGGGACCUGCAUUGGCGUGACGUGUUUGUUCGCAAUGAAGGCAGUGGCAGCUCGCAGACUCAUCAAAAUGCUUAUGGGAUUAGGUAGCAGGACCGUGGGGGCAGGAUGGGAGGGGGCUUGCGGACACUGGAGCCGGGUGUGGGGGCGGCUUGGACUGCAUCGCCCGGAGACAAUUGAAACAUC